This is a messenger RNA of Lindgomyces ingoldianus, 1240 nucleotides long. RefSeq lists its product as uncharacterized. The transcript is spliced from 2 exons. The coding region runs from base 281 to 1003 and encodes 240 amino acids. The record is from RefSeq and is a predicted model, not a curated record. Lineage: Eukaryota; Fungi; Ascomycota; Dothideomycetes; Pleosporales; Lindgomycetaceae.
AUUCAGUAGCAUUCAAACCACCUUCAGUUCUUUUCGAUUUCCUCUUUUCGCUUUCCUGAGUUGUUUCAUUGAGAGAGAUCUGGAUCUCUUGUUUCCUUACUAUCCUGGGAAAUUUCCCCUCAGAAACGAACAUCUGAAGAAAAAAGAUCAAGAUUCUGUUUUUGGAGAAAGCUAUCUUGAUACUUCCUGGGCUUACGAUUACGACUCUUGCUGGAUAUAAUAUCACGCCGACAUCCCUUCGUCUUCUCGACAUCAUCAAGCAACCUUCACAUCCGCCAUCAUGAUCUUCACAAAUACAUUCACGCUUCUUCUGGCCCUCGUGCCCACUACAAUCUUCGCUGCUCCCACACCUACAGCUCCGUCAUUAGCACACGCCAUUGCCAAACGACACCUUUCAGCCACUGCUCUCAAGGCACUUGAAGAAGGUUCAUGUGAUCUAAGUAGAGCGGCAAUGCCAACUGCUCCCACGCCUCUCCCAGCCCCAGCUUCCGGCCUAACCCUCUCCCACGUCGCCAUCGGCCGCGGUACGCAGAACUAUACCUGCCCAUCCAACGCCACGUCUUCCGCACCAAUCCAAGUCGGCGCCAAAGCGCAACUUUUCAACGUAACCUGCUCUGCUGUCCGCGCGCCCGCCGUCCUUGCCGACGUCACCACCAUGGCCCUCAGCUAUACGGUCCCAACGUCUGAACUCGCAGAACACAUGCUCUCUGGUCACCACGAAUUCACCUCCGAAGGCAUCCCACUAUUCUAUCUCAACACGGAUCUCCACCAAUACGGCCAAGUCCAGGCAAAGAAGAACGCGUCGUCUCCUGCACCCGCGAACGCGGCUCCAGGACCAAAUGGCCUGGGAAGCGUGCCGUGGUUGAGGCUCAACGCUGUGACUGGCGAUUAUAAGGAAGUAUAUCGACUCAACACUGCUGGUGGUCAGGCACCCAAAACUUGCGAUGGGAUCACAGGUGACUUUACUGUUGAGUAUGCUGCUGAGUAUUGGUUCUGGAGAUAAGUGAUACCUAUUGGUUUGCAAAAGUUGAAGAGGAUUAUGUGUAUAUUUGUAUCCAUGUACAGAGCAUUUGUCGGCGUUUUCUUUCUAAGAUUCUUGGGAACGGCUUGCGAUUAUCGAGCAUCAAUCAUGCGGUCCCUGGAGUGGACUGCUGCGAAACACAGUAGAUAGAUAUUACCCUUCUUGACGAUCACUAUAGCGUCCUGAGUCAAGGACAUCUUAGGGAUAGUCGUAAUCUUU